Molecule: messenger RNA, 7032 nt
Organism: Oryzias melastigma (Indian medaka)
Lineage: Eukaryota; Metazoa; Chordata; Actinopteri; Beloniformes; Adrianichthyidae
Product: testicular acid phosphatase homolog
Exons: 11
Coding region: 5703-6995 (430 amino acids)
Biological process (GO): regulation of neuronal synaptic plasticity; peptidyl-tyrosine dephosphorylation involved in inactivation of protein kinase activity; negative regulation of ERBB4 signaling pathway
Cellular component (GO): postsynaptic membrane; lysosome
Molecular function (GO): receptor tyrosine kinase binding; acid phosphatase activity; protein tyrosine phosphatase activity
Source: RefSeq, a predicted model, not a curated record
GUCUCAGAAUGCUCCACAGCUGCUUCCCUAAAUUCGUUUUGAUGAUAUUAAAUAAGUCCGGGAUCAUUUUUCUCUGACAACCCGGUCAUAGUUAGACGAAGGUUACAAGUACUUCACUUGUUUAAUUAUGAGGAUAUUUAAGAUUUUUUCCUUCUAAUUUAUGCUAACGCUAACUUUUCACAAUGGGAAUGAGACGUAGCACUGUAGAAGAUCUUUUCUGCCCAGAUAAACACAUUUCCAUGUUCUCAAAUUUAUUAAAAAUAGAGCUAAAGUAAGACAAUUUCAGCAUGUCUUACAAUAAAGAAAAAUAAAUAACUUUUCUGAUGUAGCUCUUCUUUGCUUUUGCUCAUAACCGUGUCAUGCGGGAUAAUGAAGGUAAACAAGGAUAAAAAUGAUUUAAAAUCGUCAAAUAUAUAUAAUUAAAUGAUUAUUCGAACAUAAUUUUCUAUAUUCUUAUAGCCAGAGUUGAACUUUUUGUCUUAGCUUCUCUUAUUUUGAAAGCUAAAAAUAUGUGGCUUCAUAGCGGCACUUAGAAUAUUUGCUGUGCCACUUGGUAAACAUUUAGAUUUUUACAAUUACCCCUUAAAAUACCCCAAAAAACAACUAAUAUAUCAACUAAAUGUAGCUUUGAGUGCAGUUAAAACGCGUGUGGCCAACAUGCAGCAAUCGGCAUCUUGGCUGCACCUAUAAUGUGAGUAAUAUCAAGCAAAAUAGAACCUGUUAGAAAAAUAUCUGCUCAAGUGAAAGGUCGAUAUUUUCAAUAGAUCCUCAAAUAUUAAAGGAUUAUUCAAAUUUGUAUUUAGAUUUGUGAACGAUCUAAGACAGGAAAUGAAAAUAACAUAAAUAUCGCACAAUUUUCUGUUGAUAUUGGUAAAGUUACCGUUUAUUAUUUACAGCUUUCAACUGUCAUCUUUGCCAUUCCAAACCUGUAAACUGACAGUCACUAUUCAUUUUGUCUGACCAUGAAAAGGAUCUAUUGUCAACACGAUCAACGUAAUUCCAGUAGAUUCUGAAUCAGCUGGAAUUACACUGAUCGUGUUAACGGUUGAAAAGUUACAGUAUGUCAAAUAUUUUUGUGUUUAAGCGUAAGGGUUAAGCCAUCAAAAUUCAAACAAUGAUCUGAAACAAAAAAGCUUAAACAAAACCAUCAUGGGACUUUUUAUUAUUUUUUUUAUUAUUAUUGUUUUUUUUACUAAAACAAUCCGUACGGCACCUUGUUAGCAUCCGACGUUCCAUUAUCCCAUCCUUUAGGGAAUAUCAGCCUCAGCAGCAGCAACUGUAACACCUAAAAAGAACAAAGCCGGAUCUUUUUAGUGCCAAAAUAAAAAUCUGAAAUGGCUGUCAAAAAACCACAAAACAAUAGGAGCUGCACACAACAGAAACACACACAAAACAAGGUAAUUGUUACACAGACUUCCUGUGGGAGAGGUUAUUUAAAGUAAUUAUAUUCCUAUUAAUAAUUUCUUUCCAGUAUACAUUAUAAACAGACACUUUCUGCUUAUUUACUUGAGGGAGAUGUGUACUAAAUUGUUCCCUAGUGCAUACACCCCCACACACAAACACACUCUACAGGCACUGUGUUGAUUUUGUUAUUAAAUUAUUCCACUUACUUGAGUAUCGAUUUUCCAUAACUGCAGAUAAGGGGAAAGCUUUUACUUUUGUGGGGUAAAUGAUAUGGCACCUCUUACUUUUAAUGGCACCAUGAAUUAUGGAGACUCUUUUACUCCAUUUGUCUUGUUGGUACUUUAGGAACAUACAUAGCUUCCGUUGUGUCACAAGUCAUUACAACAAAAACACAACUUUGGUUCAAAUGGUUUACUUGAAGUAGAGAGAAGAAACAUUAAGUCUGUGAUUGUUCUGAUUGAUGAAUUAGCACGGCAAACAACAUUUUUUCUUAUAUAUAAUUUAUUUUAAAUAUAUUAAGUUUGUUAAUUUUUUUCCAUUUUUGGGUUUUAAAUAAAUUGAACAACAAAUUUCAAAUUACUUAAACAAUUUUCAUCUCCAACUGUUGUCUUACUCUGAAUUUUUUUUAGUCUAGAAGCACAAAUGACAUGUUUUGAUAUUGAAAUUAAGUUAGAAUUUAUAUAAUACAAUUUCUAAAAUUACUUUUAAAGAGCAGUAACACAAAGUGCUUUACAUGUUUAAAACAAUUAAAAAUAACAUUUUAUAAAAACACACAAAAAAGCUUUCUUUCCGACCUCUAAAAUGAGGCACAAAAUGACAUAUGAAGGCCAUUGAUAGAUGAACACAUGCAACAAAACAUGGAGGAAUAGUAGUUUUUUUUUGAUUGGAGGAGGAUUUAUUGAAAUCUUUCUGCAUCUACUUAGUGCUGUAUAACUUUUCUAGCACUUAAAUUGUUGUUAGAGGUGGAUAUUUUAUUAAAACAGAUAAACCCAAAGUGUCUGAAACUAACAACAGCAAAAGUAUCCGUAAUAAGUGAAAAUCAUAGUAAAUGACUAAACUGAUUUUUUUUGGGAAAGGAUGACGAACUGAGAAAACGGAAAGAACACAUUAAAGUAAAAAUCUAAGAACUACAUUGACACUCAGUGGAAACGAGGUUUAAGAGAUAUAAACAGUAGUGGACAAUAAUGAGUAACAGGAACUCACUGAAAUGUGGUUGGAUUAAUGCAUUAAAACAACUUUUAACGUAGUUCUCAAACUGUUUUCCCGACAAUUUAUAUAUCGUAGACAUUUAUUAACCGCAUUGCUACAGCCCUAAACAGGAAAGUAGUACGUAAAAAGUGUUGUAAAUGUUGAAAUAUAUAAUAACAAAGGAUUGCAAAGUUUCCAUUAGUCUUUCUUGUGUUGCUUUGCUCCGCCCUCGUCAUUCCUGACCAAUGGCGGAAGAGAUCAAUAGUCAGACUAAACUCAAGGCCCAGGACUCGAUCUGAACCAACUGAUCUUUCCAGUCUCAAUACACCCUGAUGAACAGAAACAAAAACCAAUAGAAGUUUGAAGCUACUUGAGCCAAAAAUCCGUAAUAUCAAAUUCAAGAAUACUAAAAUUCAAACCAGGAGAAGCGUCUUCCUGACAGAUAAUCAUGGCCCUCUGCAGGCCAUAAUCUCUGCUGCUCGCCUCCCAUCCUCACAUGUUGGGGAAACUGCUUUGUUCAAGUGUCUUAAGAUGUUUUUGAAAUAAUGAGAUCACAUUCCGUCCUGACAGAAGGGGGGGAUGAUGACAUCUGUAUGAAAUAGCCCUGGUCCUCCCUCGGCCUCGCAUUCCACUCUGAUAAAUCUUUGUUUAGUGGGCCAUUUGACCUGCUUUCAGUUUAGCACCAAACUGCCCCCUAUUAUAGACAUCGUCCAGAUAGCAAUCACGUCGGUAUUCUCUCACUUAAAUUGAUGCUGGGAAAAUGAUUGAAAUUGGAGGAGAGUUUCGCAGAGACAUUUAUAUGGAGGAAAGAAGAAGAAGAAAAAAAAAACUGCAAGGCAGAAGAGCUCCCCGUCCAUCAUUUGUUGGUAGAAAAUGGGCAGAGUGCCACAUUGAGCAAAUAGAUUCCAACUGGUAAUGUUGCAUUUGUGGACAGGAGAAGCGAAUGAGACGGAUGGCGGGAGGGGCUUCUGCGUCUUCCAUUAGCAUUAGCAUUGUUUCCCACACCCCCCCCCCAUCCUCCUCUUACUUCUCUACCCCCUCCUUCACACCACCACGUCUCCAUCCUCCAGCCCUCCACCCCCACCCCCAUACCAGGCUGCGUCCUCUCUUUCCUGUUCUUGCUGCAGUGUUGCUAUAGCAACGGAGAAAUGUGGGAAUACCUCCGUCCUUCAGAGCACUGGAGAGAGACAGAGGCGGAGAAGAAGAAGAAGAAGGAGAUGAUGGGAGAUGAGCGGAGUGUUAAGGGUAGACGGAGGUGAAGACAAGGGAAGAUGAGAGGAGGAAAAAAAAAAGACAGAUAAUUAAAAGAUGCUGAGUGCAGCUGCGACUCGCUGAGUGGACGCCACUUGUGACCUAAACUGCUCAUCUUCCUGCAAGGCCCGUCCAAACACUGCUCACAUUGAUAUGCAGCCUCGGCGAUGAAGAAGCCUCUAAUGUCGUCCGGCUGGACGGGGUGUUUGUGUGGGUGGGGCUGCGUCGCCAUGGCAUAACUUUAUGUCGAGCACUACGCAUAUCAUUUGUUUGAGAAUCCAUGUGUUCUCUGUUUGUAGCGAAGCAGCAGUUUCCAUGACGACGCCCAGACUAAAAUAGCCCCCACCCACCCUCAUCUCUCUCAUACACUCAUAACUGUUAAUUCCUGCGUUCUCUCAGCCUGAGACGUCCCGCGCUGCCGAUCGGCGUUCACCGUAUAGAUCUGAGCACGUGCGAGCCCCGUCUUCAUGCACACACGCUCAGCACAUAUUCUCCCACCUCUUAUCUCCUAUUUUCAGUCUCUCCGUCACCCUGAUCUCGGUCGCCCUGUCAACAUUCAUCAACCUCUGCGUUGCCAUGACUACGGCCCUGGAAUCACUGCAGUUAUUUAAACAAAGACAAAAAAAAUAAAUAGAUGAAAAAAAGAAGCAAUUGUAGGAGAUACUGUCCCACAAAUCUCGUAUUUUUUUCUUUUCUUGGAUGGAUAAGGAGUUUUCCUAUCUUGUGACCCUUUUAUGAACUAGUGAGCAAUCAUUUCUAAGAAGAUGCGCACAUGAGGGCAUGAGAGCAACCUCAUGGCUACAAGUGGCAAAAUCCUUUUCUUCAAAAGUGCGUAAGCACACAGGUGUGUCUCAAAGCUUUUAUGGGUGCAAGGAUUUCAAGUAUAUGACAGAAUGAUUAUAAUUUGCUUUCACAAAUGGUAAAAAAUAAUGGAUUUUGCAAGAAAACUAAAGUAAAAAUUCACAAACUAAAAUAAUUUAGUGUUGUGUCAUUUUUUUUUCAUUCUUAAUGGACUGUUGACUUUUGAAGUUUGUGCAAUUAAACUAUUUUGAAUUCUUGAAGUGGCUAAUGCUUUUAAUGCUUGGACACUUAAGUGCCAGAAACCUGCUGCUCUUUUCCAGUUAGGCAAUUUUUUUUGAAAGAUUUUUACCCCAAAAAAUGGAUAAACAUAGAUCUCAGAGGAGAAACAAAAAUCUCAGUUUGUCUUCAGUGCUGUUCAAUAUUCAAAUGACUUUCCCAAAUUUCCAUUAUAUUUUGACGAUCCACUUCUUGAGUCUGUAAACGCCUGGAUGCAAUAGAUCCUAUCUUUCAGAUGUGAUGUCACCGGUGUAUGGUCUGAAAUCUUCACACUCGGUAAUCUCAUUGUAUCCCAUAAAUCUGCUUUGAUCCUAACACAUACUUACAUGUGUGCAAAGUAAGGAAAAACACUCCAGGCCCUGCAAUUGUGGCGCCAAACCCACAAAGACUGACGAAGGACGUCAUAAUGAGUGUUUGCCGCUCUGGCUUAGUGUGCAAAUGUGUGUUUUUUUACACUAGGGACUGCAAUUUGUGUAGCCAGGUGGGUGGAUCAGCAGAACCCGAUUCUUUGUCCUGGUCUUAUAAACCCUCUGAGCAUGUGACUGAGUCUUGGGAGGGGAGUUGAGGGACCAAGCAUGGUUCUUUAAGAUCAAGCCCAGCUUCACGAAUGUUUAACCGGCAGUCUGUCAGGUCAUCGACGGAGUAAAGAACUGCCAGGAACUUUGAUGUGACGGCUGUUUGAAGAUGGAGUAGGUUGUAGCGGGAGCUGAAGCGCCACAGGAGAAAGGGAAAGGAGGAGUCCAGCUGAAAAACCUAAAACCGGAAAGCAACAACUCAAGAAAAUGCAAAAGCUGAAAACAAGUUUUUCCUGCGCCCUCCUCUUCUGUUCCAUCUGCUUUAUUGAAGCCCGUCAGCUGAAGUUUGUCGUCGCUGUCUUCCGGCAUGGCGAUAGAUCACCUAUUGAGUCAUACCCCAAAGACCCACAUGGGGAGGAAGUGUGGGCCCAAGGUUAUGGGCAGCUCACUGAGUUGGGAAUGAAACAGCAGUUCGAGCUGGGAAGAUUCCUGCGGAGACGUUACAGUAACUUCCUCAGUGAGGAUUACGACCACAGAGAGUUGUAUGUCCGGAGCACCAGCUACGACCGCACGCUCAUGAGCGCCCAAGCCUGCCUUGCUGGUAUGUUUCCCCCCGUCAGACGCCCGCCUCCCAUCAUGCCCCAGUUACUGUGGCGGCCAAUUCCAGUGCACACCAUUCCCAGGGUUCAGGACAAGCUGUUAAAGUCACCUGGUAAAGACUGCCCACGGUUCAGAGCCCUGAUGACUGAAACGUUUGAGAGUUUGCCAUACCAGAAGUUCCUGAAGGCCCAUCAGAACUUUGUGGAGGAACUUUCCAACCACACUGGCUACCCUGUAUCAAAGCUGGUUGGUAAAAAAAUAUGGAGGGUCUACGAUACGCUCACCUGUCAGAGAAUUCAUAAUUUGACUCUCCCUCGCUGGGCCACACAAGAAGUCUUGGAUACCCUGAGAAGAAUAGCAUCCUUCGAGGUCACAUACAGCAUUUACAGCCACAAGCGGAAGGAGAAAGCCCGCCUCUUGGGAGGGAUCCUACUAAACGCCAUCCUGAGGAACUUCUCUGAUGCUGUAGAGAAAGGGAGCAAGCUCAAAUUCAUCAUGUAUUCAGCUCAUGAUUCUACACUCAUCACCCUCCAGGCAGCUUUGGACGUAUACAACGGCCUUCUUCCUCCCUACGCCGCCUGUCAGCUCUUUGAGUUCUACCAGGAGUAUGAUGGAUCCUAUUCACUGGAAAUGUAUUACCGCAAUGAGACUUGGCGUGACCCCCACCCCAAUUCUGUGCCAGGAUGCAAUGGGUUGCACCCCUGCCCAUUGUCAAUGUUCACUGAGCUGGUGCGGGAUGUGCUGGCAGAAGACGUGGAUGUUGAGUGUGGCUUGAGAACUAAAUGGUCGAGCACAGGUGAGGGGAUUUGCUUCAGUGCACAACACACAGGCUUUAAAAAUAUCGAAAGCUUUAGAAUUGACAGAGACCAAACUGUUCACAGGGGUCAUUACAGCUCUUGCAGUGGCAGUGGGAGUCCUGGCAGUGGCGCUGUUGUUCAGUACAGGUGUGGCGAUCCGUAGACGGAGAGGACGCUACUCCAGGGAGGUGUGAGAAAAG